Messenger RNA from Cylas formicarius (sweet potato weevil), 1775 nucleotides. RefSeq names its product BRCA1-associated RING domain protein 1-like. The record is from RefSeq and is a predicted model, not a curated record. Gene Ontology annotation, molecular function: protein binding. The coding region runs from base 154 to 1608 and encodes 484 amino acids. The transcript is spliced from 2 exons. Lineage: Eukaryota; Metazoa; Arthropoda; Insecta; Coleoptera; Brentidae.
CUAUUAUUUUAAAAGACGUACGUGGAAGAGAGUAUACAAUUGGUCAAUAAAAGACUAUGGUUAUUCUCCACAUAUAACGCCAUUUACGUUCUAUGGGUUAAAAUAUAUAAAAUCUAUGUUAACCGUUAUUCUCAUACUUUAAAUGUAUAAGAAAUGGACAUCCAUUCAAAUAUUCUCACUUUACUAAAUAAUCUGGAAAAUUCACUUAUUUGCUCCUUAUGUAAUACCAAAUGUAAAAAUCCAGUGCGCAUAAAAAUUUGUGGUCAUUACUUUUGCGAGGGUUGCCUGAAUAAUUAUGAUUCCCAUAAUUGUCCUAAAUGCCAAUUAUUUUAUGAAAUUCUGGAUAUUGAUUGUAAUAACAUAGCUAGAGAAUCAAAUGAAUUGCUAUUGGAAAUACGAAAUCAUUUAGAAGCACAAAUUGAUUCUUCAAGUUUGAACAAAUGUGCUGAAAUUGAAACAGUUCCGGAUAAGAAUUCCAAAGAGUAUACAUUUUCUUACAAGGGCGAAAGGUAUCGCAUUAAUUUUAUUAGCUGUUUAGCAAGAAAAUUAAAUGCCAAAGGAGAAAGUCUUUUGCAUUUAGCUUGUAAAAGAAAGAAAGUUGAAGAUGUUCGACAAUUGGUUGAACAGAAGGUAGACAUAAAUAUUAAAGACUAUGCAGGAUGGGUACCUUUGCAUGAAGCAGUUCAAAGUCAAAAUAUUGAAAUAGUACAAAUUCUUCUACACAGUGGAUGCCUUGUAAAUGUUCCUGGUGCUGAUUAUAUAACACCUUUACAUCAGGCUGUUAGCUUGGGUAAUGUAGAUAUUAUAAAAUUAUUGCUGAGCUAUGGGGCUGACACAAAUGCAUUGGAUUGCAAUGGACUUCGUCCAACAGAUUACCCUCAACAAGAAGGUAUAAAAAUACUUCUAAAAAAUCAAAUAAUGAUGAUCAGAACAAGGAUUUAUGAGUUAUUUUUGCCAAAUAAUAUAGUACUAUAUUGCCAUAGCAUAGAUGAAGAAUAUAAAAAAAAAUUAAAGUCUUGCUGCAAUGUGACUAUUGAAGAAAAAAUUGACAUAAGGAAAAAACUGACCCAUUUUGUUAUUAAAAGAACCCAUAAAUUAUCAUUUAAAAUACUUCAAGCAAUGUUGCAUGGAUUGCAGUUUCUUGCUCAAGAUUCCAUCAUCAAUUGUAGUAAUCAGGAUUUUUUCGUUAAUAUUCCAGAAUACACAUUUAUUUUUUCCAACAAAAGUCUAAAUGAAGGAAUAAGGAAGUCUAUGAUAAGUGCUUUGUUGAAGCUCCCAAAACUAUUUGAUGGAAUCAAUUUUUUUAUUGAGGAUACCAAGUGGCCCAUAGAAAUAUAUAAUUUGAAAGUAGAUAAAGGUUCCUUAUUGAAACUUAUUAAUUGCGGAGGCGGUAAUCUUCUACAUAGACCACCUGCUCUUAGGACUUGUGGGAACACAGUUCUCCAUCCUUAUUUCGCAAGUCCUGAUUCAGGAACCUAUAGGUGCUGUAACUAUAUCAUAUACAAAGAAGGCCACGACCCAGAAUUAAUGUAUAAUAUGAGAGAAUUACAGCAUAAAUCUUCAAAAUGGCUUAUUGAUUGUAUUGUAAAUUUCACAAUCUUAGAUUAAGUUUGUGACAUGAUAAUUAUAUACAUAUGAAUUGAUUUAAUUUUUUUUUUGUGAAACCCACCAGAAAAUCCUCAAUGAUUCAUUUAUGUGAAGAUUCAAUAUGUGUUUUUCAUUAAAUGUUUGACUUUGUAUGUUUUUUUUAUUUAUUCAGUUUAAUUUUUAGAAGU